AUGUCCACGGGAAAACAUGGAAACUUUUAUAUUGCGACACAGCGGCUCGACACACCAUCUCAUCCAACAAAGAAGAGAGUUUCUGCCAUUGGAGGAGCAAAACAGCCCAGCAUCAUGAGAUUUACCAGGAGCUAUUUUACAGACAACCAGGAUUCCUUGGCAGCCAAUGCCAAAAAGGGACAUGAAGAAGGAGCAUCUACGCCUUUACAGAAUGAAAAGCUGGAGAAGCUAAUAACGUCCUUUGGCAAGAAUUUCGAGUUUAAUCGCGUGAUGUUUAACGAUGACAAUGUGCUGAAUACACUCAUGGUUAAGCUGAGAUCUUUGAGUAUCGAUAUUAAAUGGGAUCUCACAAUGGAGAAUUUUACAGCUGCCUGCAAGUACGAGGUCCCGUUGCCAUCUGGCAAGGUACUAUCUGGAGUAACUUAUGCGCCAAAUAAAAAAACCGCAAAGAAAUAUGCGGCUCGCAUAAUUGUUGCAGAACUGAAUCCUCCAACACCAGAGGAAAUCUCAGCCAUCACAAAAUGGAUCGUUUCUAUUCACAAAAACCUCUCAGGACUGAAACAGAUAGACAUUAAGAAGUCAUAUAAUGGGAGUGAACAUGUUUGUAAAUUGGUCUGGGAAAAAGAUGGUAGUUUUUAUAAUGCCCAGGGGUCUGGAACGACCGAAAAAGAGGCUGAACUCUAUGCAAGUCAGGCCAUGCUACUCGAAACCUACAACUUGAAGAAUCUUGAACCGAAUAAGCAUGAACAAACACCAUCGCAAAUGCAGAUUGAUACAACAAAUGAAUUGAGCAAAAGUGAUGUUGGAAAAAUAAAUGAACUACGGUAUUCAAUAGGUUCUAGAUUAAAAAUAGAUCAAAAAGAAAAAAUAACUGUAUCAGGGAAAAUUUUUGAUGCUACUUUAACUUGGUCAUGGACAGGCGAUGAUGGAAAGCCCAUUACCAAGGUUGCAUAUGGACAAGGGCUCAGCAAAGCUGUUGCUAGAGCGAAUGCUGGCAAAAAUAUGCUUGUUGAAGUUGGUAUUAUUGAAAAUGUUACACCAAAAGAAACAAAAGUGGCUACAGAAAUUAGAGAUAUGAUAAAACGCAACAUUAAAAAGGCUGUGGAAAUGGCAUCUGAGCUAAUUGAGAAUUCAAAUUCUAGUGCAUGGAGGUUGUUUUUUCCACCACUCUGGGAGGAUAUUAUGAAGAGACAAGACAAGACGUUGAUUACUCCUUUAAUUAAUGCAUUGAAGUCUGGAUCUUGUAACGAUUCUGAGCUUAAACAGAUUGAAGGUGUAAUUCCAACUGAUAUUUGGACAACUAUGCUCUCCAAAGCGAUAAUGCUCACAGAUGAUGAUUUCGUCAAACAUCUAUUUGAUUCCAUAAAGACUUUAAAACUAGAUCCUCGGUAUUUUUAUUCCUUAGACGCUAGAGAAUAUUAUCAGCGCUUUAGUUUAAUGAUAACAAUGGAAUUGAACGCAAUCGUAUCUAGUACAUUACUGAUGAAAAAAAACUACUACCAAUAUUCUAAUAAAAUCCUAAAUUUACGUAAAACGAGGAUAGUAUUGCCACAUUUGGCAUUUAAUGGUCCUAUUACACCGGAUUAUUUUGCAUCCGAUCCACUUAGAGAGGGAAACAUAGUGGUUGUAAUUCCAUUGGAUGGUAACAUAAUAACAGGCAAAUCAUGGGAACAGGGUUUCUUUGCAACGGUAACAAAGGCCAAAGUAGAAAAUAGGUCUAUUGACUUGAAGAUGAAAUUUGUUAAUAAGUUGAUAUAUUCUGAUGGUGAUGAGUGCUUUAGCAGCGAAAAUUAUGGAGUAGUGGACAUAACUCAAACGAUAUCUUAUAAUCGCAUGAUGGGUGCUCUCUUGUCUUUAUCCCACUCUAUAAUUCCGAUUACCUCUACACGAGCGUAUACUUAUACCUACGAGAUUCGUGACAUUUUAUUACACAAGGCAAGCUAUCGAACAUUUGAAGAUACUAAAUUAUAUUCUCUACCAACACCUCUUUCUUUGACGCCAUCUCAAACCGAAGCUUGUCUUUCUGCAGUUAAUAAUAAUAUAACUCUUAUUCAAGGUCCUCCAGGAACUGGUAAAACACAUGUAGCAUGUGCCAUUAUCGAUUCUUGGAGAAGAUUACAUCCACAAGAACGUAUUUUGGCGGUAUCAGAUUCAAAUGUCGCAGCUGAUACUCUUAUUGAAGCUCUUUCAGCCUGUGGUAUUCCCGCAUUGCGUAUUGGAUCAGGUUCUGAGUAUGAUCUUCAGGAGGAAGGUAUAAAGGAUUUAUCACGAUACCAAGCAUAUCUAUAUCUUAAAAGCAAACAUAAAUACAAGGAAGCGAAUUCGCUGAGAACUGUUUUGUUUAUGGAAGCUAUUAAGAACAACAAGAUAAUCAUUGCAACGUGUAUAGGAUCUGGAAGUGAUCUAUUGGAUAACCUCCAAUUUUCAUUUGUAAUUGUGGAUGAAUGCGCACAGUCUAUAGAACCUGCGAACUUGGUUUCGAUUGGCAGGGGAUGUAAAUCCCUCGUUUUAAUUGGUGAUCAUAAACAACUUCGACCUACAAUCAUUUCAAAUACGGUCGCUAGAUCUGGUCUAAGCAAAUCUCUUUUGGAGCGUUUGGUUGAUGAGAAUGUGGUACCUAUUUGUCUUUUAAAUUCACAACGACGCAUGCAUCCAACAAUUGCUGAAUUCUCCAACCUUCAUUUUUACAAUGGUAUGCUUCAAAAUGAAGACGUGGAUGAUAUCAACCGCCCACAAAUAGCUGGAUUUAAGUGGCCUGUUGCUGGAUACAAUUUGUGUUUUGUGGAUAUAAGUACGGGUACUCCAUACAACAAUUUUGAAACACCGUAUGGGACAUCUAAAUACAACCAAGUUGAGGUAAAUUGUGUAAUCUCCAUAUUGAGGUCAUUUUUGGCUGCUGGAGACAUAGAAGAGAGACAAAUUGGAAUACUUACGCCAUACGAUGCCCAGAAAAAUGUUCUGCAGAAUCAAGUUAAUCUCAUUCAGGGUAUAAAUGCCAAAGCUAUCAGCAUUGACAGCGUGGAUGGGUUUCAGGGAAAGGAAAAGGACCUUAUUAUCUUUAGCGCAGUGCGAUCAAACUUGAACAAGGACAUUGGAUUCCUCAGAGACCCAAGACGCAUGAACGUUAUGCUUACCAGGGCUAGACGAGGUCUAAUUAUAAUCGGGGACCUAUUUACACUCUCGAAUGAUUUUGAGAACUGGAGACAGUUUCUCAACUGGAUAUACUCAAGGCAACUAAAUAUUCACAUUUCGCAACUGGGAAAUCACCUGGACCCCGCCUUCUCUGUACCGGUAACACACUCGGAGGCGCACCAGCUACAAGCUACAAACUAUAUGGAGUAG
This is a messenger RNA of Theileria equi strain WA, 3342 nucleotides long. RefSeq lists its product as hypothetical. The transcript is spliced from 6 exons. The coding region runs from base 1 to 3342 and encodes 1113 amino acids. Gene Ontology annotation, cellular component: cytosol; P granule. NCBI's taxonomy places the organism in Eukaryota, Apicomplexa, Aconoidasida, Piroplasmida, Theileriidae. The record is from RefSeq and is a predicted model, not a curated record. Gene Ontology annotation, molecular function: helicase activity. Gene Ontology annotation, biological process: regulatory ncRNA-mediated post-transcriptional gene silencing.